This is a messenger RNA of Sparassis crispa, 819 nucleotides long. RefSeq names its product S-adenosyl-L-methionine-dependent methyltransferase. Lineage: Eukaryota; Fungi; Basidiomycota; Agaricomycetes; Polyporales; Sparassidaceae. The record is from RefSeq and is a predicted model, not a curated record. Gene Ontology annotation, molecular function: S-adenosylmethionine-dependent methyltransferase activity. The transcript has 7 exons. Bases 1 to 819 code for a protein of 272 amino acids.
AUGUCCACACCAAGUGCACGAAGAAGAGGCUCACCAAGACUGCGAAAAGAUGUUAGCCGGCGACCAGCUGCGGUGCUGCGACACUGUGUCCCGGGACCCGCGCCGUCCCGACCAAUGCAUAUAAACACCGCUGCUUUGACCACUAUCGAACCUAUGGCAUUAGAACCUCAGAAUCAGAUGCAGCAACUACGAAAAUUAAUCGCAGAAAGUCACGAAAAUGGGUGGGAUAAAGCCUGGCAAGAGAAUGUCACCCCAUGGGAUACAGGGAAACCUCAGCUGGCUUUGCAGGAAUUGAUAGAAUCCAAGGCCCUUGACUUGCCUACGGCUGGAAAGGCUCUCGUACCUGGCUGUGGUCGAGGAUACGAUGCGAUCUUCAUCGCCACCAGCCUCGGGUUAGACACUCUUGCGAUUGAUAUAUCUUCCACUGCCGUUGAAGCUGCGAACGACUUAGUGAAGUCAUCGAACCUGCCCCCGACCGUCAAAGUGGCCAUGGAACUAGGCGACUUUUUUGCUUGUGGAUCCGCUGGACAGAAAUUCAAUCUCGUGUACGACUACACAUUCUUUGUCGCCAUCCUGCCUUCCCAACGAAAUGAGUGGGCCAAGACGAUGUCGUCCAUCGUGGAAUCGGGUGGAUAUCUCAUCACGCUCGUCUUCCCGUUGGACCCGCCGAGCGACACAGGCCCGCCUUUCUACGUCAGACCUGAGCACUAUGCCGAGGCUCUCGGAGCUGGCUGGGACAAGGUCUACGACGAGGUUCCUGAGACCGAGCUGGAGUCGCAUGUAGGACGGGAGAGAAUGAUCGUCUGGAAGAAAUUGUAA